CUAAAGAUGGCAGUAUCAAUACCCUCCAUUGUGGACACAGUCCUGCCCCACCACAUGGGAAAAUCCCUUUGGCACGAGUGGAAAUUCCACGUAUAAAGGGUUUGUGGCAGGACUUUAGCUUGGGGUGCGUCUGUAUUGCAGAGUUUUGCUCUGUGCACAGAUACCCCAACUGGGACUGAUUGUGAAGCUGUGAGACCCCCUGAGGGUCUGCUGGGGUGCAAGGGGCACAGGCUGAGCACAUUGCUGGAAGGAUUAUCCCCACCACAUCCCCAAGCCAGGGGUAUUUCUGCACACGCAGCCUUUUGCCAGGCAGAGAUGCACUGUACAAUACUCAGAAAGAACCUCAUUAGUAGUUACAGAAGAGUAAAUACAGCAACAUGCUUCAGCAUUGCUUCUCUCAAGGGCAUACUAUACUCAUGGUUCAUUCUCAGUACUGUUUUGCCCUCUAAAAUUAAAUCAACAAAUCUACUCUUGGCCUCUGUUUCCUCUUAUUCAUCUCAAGUUACAUGCAAAUUUCUUGGGAAAAUGAUGAAGAAAAACAGGUGAGUCAUUUCAGGAGAAAAAUGGCUAGAGACACCGAGAGUUAUCCCUGAAGUCACAGGAGAAACAGUGGAAUCCUGGAUUUAAUAGCCAGCUAUUACUGCAUUUCCAAAGGCAGCUGAACUGGUGAGCACCCAGUUCUCACCAACAACCGUGGGCUGGGCGAUCCACCUCUGCAAAUCUGGCCCUUGGACCCUUCAACAACACACCACUAGGCUAUCGGAUUGUGUUUAUCAUGUAGGGGAAAUGUGGGCACUUCUGAACCCCAAGGAGCAAAUCUUUUCCAUCCCUGGCUGCUCGGGAUUCCAGGAGCCCACACUGCUCUGUCCUGACUUACACAGACAUCGCAGGUCAUUCCUAAUUAACAGGAGCAAACUUGGAUUUAUUAGUUUUUUUAGUAAAAAGUAGGCUACACUUUGGCUGCUCUUGGGGAAAAAAAACCGUGAACAAUAAUACACUUUCCCAGAGAGCCAGGACUCACUGCUGAUUUUUCAUAUGAAAUAUAGCAAGAUUUGCUUUUAGUGCUACUAUCCUGAACAAUUGCAAGGGAAAAUGCAAAUACAUAUGCAAAUAACAUGCCAGCUGAUGUUGCCAUACGCAGCAUCCAGCCUGUUGUCAUUCUGCUUACACAAGAACAGUUACUGGCUGUGGGGAGCAAGCACAGGGCGGGCUGGCUUCUGGGUAGUAAAGAUAACAGAUGCAUUGCAAGAGAAUUUUGUAUGAUUAAGUUUCAGCAUUUGAUGUUUGUUUCUAACCCGUCGUUUCAACGGUCUGUGAUAUUUGAGUCAGAUCCAAAAGGUAACCUGUCUCACCCAGCACUGCUGCGCUGCCUCUGGUUGACCGUUGUUUGUCAGCCAGAAUUACAAAAUACUCAAGCUAUGGCCAACAAGAAUGAAACCCAGCACACAUCAUGGCUGUGGGGAUUUUUCCAGUGCAUCUCUCCUAUUAUUAGAUGUUGUUUCUGUCAUUAUUAUUUGCGUAGCAAUUUCACUCCCUGGUCUUAAACUGGGUGAAGGGACUUUUCAGCUGAACUCCCCAUCUCCCAGGUAGAAGGGUUUUAAUUCUCAUCACUGCUACAAACAGAGCUGAUGUGCUGGGGAAACAAAUGAUAAAUUACCCCCCAAACCACAGGGCUUUACCUGCUAUUUUUCUGUGUUUCUGCCCGGACAGUGAAUGGAAAAUGCCACGUUCCUUUUUGGUGAAGAGCAAAAAGGCUCACUCCUAUCAUCAACACCGCUUUCGGGAAGAUGACCUGCCUAUCCUCACAUGGGACCCAGUCCCCUCUCCCUUCACUGAGAUGGCCAUCCCAGGUCUGCAAAUCAAAGACUGCACUAACUCGACAAGCACCCCUUCCUUCUACAAAACCGGCUUUUCUUGGGAGGCUUUCCAUUUGCCAUACAGCUACAGGCAGAUGUCUUCCAGCAUGCAGUCAGCCCUGCUGGAGCACCCAGUGAGCCUGUACGGAAGCCACCUCCUGCCAAGCACUGAGCCUCCUCUGGAUUACAGCAUGCAUUUCUCCUCAGACAUGGAGACCUACCACUGCGUGAAGUGCAACAAGGUAUUCUCCACUCCCCAUGGACUGGAGGUCCAUGUCCGCAGGUCUCAUAGUGGGACCCGGCCCUUUGCUUGUGAAGUAUGUGGCAAAACCUUCGGACACGCUGUGAGCCUGGAGCAGCACACCAAUAUUCACUCCCAGGAAAGAAGUUUUGAGUGCAAGAUGUGUGGGAAGACAUUCAAACGUUCCUCCACCCUUUCCACUCAUCUACUGAUCCAUUCAGACACACGGCCCUAUCCCUGCCAAUACUGUGGGAAGCGCUUCCACCAGAAGUCAGAUAUGAAGAAACACACUUACAUCCACACUGGGGAGAAGCCCCACAAAUGCCAGGUAUGCGGCAAAGCCUUCAGCCAGAGCUCCAACCUCAUCACCCACAGUCGCAAGCACACCGGCUUCAAGCCCUUCAGCUGUGAGCUCUGUGCCAAGGGCUUCCAGCGCAAGGUGGAUCUUCGGAGGCACCGGGAGACCCAACACAGUCUCAAGUGAGGGACAGCCCCCGGUCUCUGCUGGAGCUCCCGCUGCCAGUGCAUGCACCAGGGAAGAUGACUCCAACUCCUCCAUCCAGCGUUGGGCUGCCCACCUCAUAAAGCUUCCUAUGUUCCUCUGGGCACUCCAGGGCCUUGCACAUCCCUGUAGGUGACACAGAAACAUGUGGGAGCUCUCACUUUCCAACUAAAAUAGGCACCAGCCAGAUAUAACAUCACCUGCUCAAGUGCAAAUCCAGAGGAAUUCCUCCAAUGUCACUAUUACUCUCGAUUUACACCCUGUGCAAAAUCCGGUUCAGACUUACCAGCAGUGAGGUAGAAACUCCUGGACUAGUGGCAGCAAAAAUCUGUGCCAAGCUAGUGCUGUAACCAUGUUCUGCUUUGAUAGUUCGGAAGAUAAGGCUAGGGCAUGCAAAUAGAUUGCCUUCAGUGAGCUGUGUGCAACCUGAACAGGGCUGCUGCAGAGACUUGCCCAGGUCAUAAAUUCUGGCAACAGCCACCUAAGUCAUUUUCUUUUAGCGGAGCAUUUACUGUGAUCAAAUGACAAGUUAACUGUGUUGUAUUUUUAGCUGGGAGUGGGAGGAAAAUACUGAGAAAACAGCUCCUAUCCCUGAUAACAGGGGUCUCUAAAUGCAUUCCUCAUACAUGCCACACUGCGAAGGUCCCUGGGUUAGCAGCAACCAGGUGAGCUCCAGGAAGAGCCAUGCCACAGAGCUGGGCAUAACCUAAUAAACCCCACGUCUCAGUGCCAUGCAAGAGAGACUGGCUGUUCUUGGAAUCCAGGCUAGUAUGUCCCACAAUAUUUUGCUGCAUGCUGGACAUACCGGCUUAGAGCUGUCCUGGGCAACCCCAUAUCACUGCAUGGUCAGGAAUGGCCCUUGCAUAUCAAUGUCAAGAGCCAGAGUUCUGCUUUCCAGCCACUCUCUUAAAGGAAGAGGUGACCUGGCCUGUACACAUUGGCAUAAUAUGCAAGUACCUUACAAGUAUUAUACAAACAGAGCAGUAGCAUUUCCUCCUUCCAGGUCUAGGGGUUGAAGCAAAGCACUAGAACAAGUAAAAAGCCAGCUCCCCUCCAAGCUCUGCUGCCUUCUUACUGUACAACCUUCAGCAAGUCACUGCACUGGACUUUUCUGUCUCCACCUCUCAUGAUGAUGUGGAGUCAUUCACUCAGGUUUGUAGAGUCCCUUGAGUUCUUAACAGGAAGGACAAAGUAUUAUUAUAGCAUUAAAAAAAGACAAGUGCUUUCAGUUAAGCAGGGCAUUGCAGCAGCACACAGCCCCCUCCAUACACACAUCCCUGAACACGUGGCCUCAGACAAUGACACCGGCAGAAAGUAGCCUGGAGAACGGGCUCUGGCACAAACCAUUUCACUCCAAAUGCUUCUGAAGGAAGGCUGUCAUCAUGGGGGGAAGUCCAAAUGGAAAAUUCAUUUACUGCCAAGAGAAAAAGAGGUCUGUUCCCACCUCCAGUUACACUGCCAUAAAUCCAAAGCCAUUCUCCUGACGGAGAACUAGAAUGCACUCACCCCUGUUUUAUGCUGUGCCUAAGCUGUUAGUUAUUAACAUGCACUCUGGAAGCUCCAAACAGAGUCUGUACUCCUGGCUUUACUUGUACACUGUAAAUAUGUAUUUAUACUUAUUCUAAUGUAUAUUUUUAUUGCACUACACCAGACAGUAACAACAUGUACAGGCCUGCUGGGUUUUAUCUGGUAAAUCUGUUCCCUCUCAGUAACUGG
This is a messenger RNA of Columba livia (rock pigeon), 4315 nucleotides long. It is a transcript of the gene GFI1B, whose product is annotated as growth factor independent 1B transcriptional repressor. Gene Ontology annotation, biological process: regulation of transcription by RNA polymerase II. Gene Ontology annotation, cellular component: nucleus. The record is from RefSeq and is a predicted model, not a curated record. The transcript has 5 exons. Lineage: Eukaryota; Metazoa; Chordata; Aves; Columbiformes; Columbidae. Bases 1646 to 2581 code for a protein of 311 amino acids. Gene Ontology annotation, molecular function: DNA-binding transcription factor activity, RNA polymerase II-specific; RNA polymerase II cis-regulatory region sequence-specific DNA binding.